This is a messenger RNA of Microcebus murinus (gray mouse lemur), 1814 nucleotides long. RefSeq names its product golgi SNAP receptor complex member 2 (gene GOSR2). The record is from RefSeq and is a predicted model, not a curated record. Gene Ontology annotation, cellular component: Golgi apparatus; late endosome membrane; SNARE complex. Gene Ontology annotation, molecular function: SNARE binding; SNAP receptor activity. Gene Ontology annotation, biological process: intra-Golgi vesicle-mediated transport; vesicle fusion. NCBI's taxonomy places the organism in Eukaryota, Metazoa, Chordata, Mammalia, Primates, Cheirogaleidae.
GAAGCCGGAAGGGGGGUUGUGAGGACGUGUUUCGAGGAAGCCGGAGCCGGGGCCGGCACGGCCGGCGAGAUGGAGCCGCUGUACCAGCAAACGCACAAGCAGGUCCACGAGGUCCAGUCUCACAUGGGACGCCUGGAGACAGCAGACAAGCAGUCUCUGCACUUAGUAGAAAAUGAAAUCCAAGCAAGCAUAGACCAGAUAUUCAGCCGUCUAGAACGUCUGGAGAUUUUGUCCAGCAAGGAGCCCCCUAACAAAAGGCAGAAUGCGAAACUUCGUGUUGACCAGUUAAAGUAUGAUGUCCAGCACCUGCAGACUGCUCUGAGAAACUUCCAGCAUCGGCGCUAUGCAAGGGAACAGCAGGAGAGACAGCGAGAGGAGCUUCUGUCUCGCACCUUCACCACUAACGACUCUGACACCACCAUACCAAUGGACGAAUCCCUGCAGUUUAACUCCUCCCUCCAGAAAGUUCACCACGGCAUGGAUGACCUCAUUGGAGGCGGGCACAGUAUUCUGGAGGGACUGAGGGCCCAGAGACUGACUUUGAAGGGGACUCAGAAGAAGAUCCUUGACAUUGCCAACAUGCUGGGCUUGUCCAACACAGUGAUGCGGCUCAUUGAAAAGCGGGCUUUCCAGGACAAGUACUUUAUGAUCGGCGGGAUGCUGCUUACCUGUGUGGUCAUGUUCCUCGUGGUGCAGUACCUGACAUGAGCCAGCCACAUCCUGCAGCUGAACCGCGUUCCCACUGCGUGCGAGUGUGUGUGCAUGGAAGAGAGAGGGGGCUCAUAGACCACCUUUUGAAAUGUGUGCCUGUCUUAACUGUGAAGACACUUGGGAGUAAUUGUGAUCUAGAUUCAAACAUGCUCUGUUUUCUGUGACAUCUUGGAGGGGGAGCCAGGGCCACCAAGAUGCGCGGUGCUUAGGAAAUGAAAGAAGUCCCUAUUCUCUCUCUCUCACUCUCACUGGGGAAGGGAAAGAAUGGCUUUGGUGGCUUUGUCCACACAGCUGACGUGCAUCCUGGGAAGGCUUCCACACUGAGCCUUGUAUGCAGGACUCUCCACACUUUCACACCUUCUCAUCAUCCGGCUUUUCUGGUUCCUAAUAGAUAGGCUGGAGCAAAAGCAAGGAGAAGAGAGAGGCCUUCUAUUCCUGCAGCCAUUAUAGUAGAUUGAUUCACAUGCUGUUGCUCCUGGCCACCUCCCCCCACUACCCCCAAUGACAUGUAGAUGACUAACGGCUAAUACUCAUCACUCUUCCCUGGGAGCAGCUACCUAGGGGAAACGAGGCAUUGAAGCUAUUGCUGAUAACAAGUAAGAUUUUCCACAUUAUAUUUGUUGGGUGUUUCUCCUUUCUUAAGUGAGGCCAGUGUUAUUCCCUGGGAGGGUUCAGUCUUGAGACUAAAGACUCUAGUCACUGAUUUUUUCCAGUCGUUCACUGAAUGGUUGGCUAUUAAGGUUCAAAGACUGCAGCUUGGUACCUAUGCCAGGCUUUGGUGGGCCUUUGCUCCUUAGAAAGUAGCUGGGAGCAAAGGUUAGUGAUUUGUCAAUUACAGUCUCAUCUCUGGUUUUAGCAUCUAUUAAUUCUUUGACUCUCCUCUCUUCCUUGAAAUAUAUUAGCACCUGCUAGCCAAGUCCCAUUCUGCCUAGCCAGUGUAGGCAGAUACCACCUUGAAGGCAUCCCUAGUAUGUUUGUCCUUUGAACACUCUGUUUUCAGGGACCAUGACCUUUUUCCUUCUCUGACUGGCCCUGGAUGAAGGCUAUGCCAAUACCCGGUAUAUUGUGGAAUUUAUUAUAAAGCCAGUCUGUCUUGAAGUCUA